GCGCGGUGUUCUCCCCAGGCAAGUACAAGGUGAGCAUCUUCCAGAAGUUCGGCCGCAGUUCGAGCGCCCUCGCGGACCGCUUCACUGUCGUGGCCGACGACGUGGACAUGGGCGACGAGGAGAUGUCGCUGAACGACGAGGUCUCGAAGACGCACGCUGCCGCGCAGAAGCUGGUGGCAAGGAACAACGAUCGCCUCGGGAAAAAGUACGACGAACUAUGCGUCGUGAAGACCAUUGAUGAGAUAGAGCGGGGCGGCGCCCGCGCGUGCCGGUACCACAAUGGAGCUUGGAAGCACGCCGCCGCGAUGAACGUGCAGCAGGCGCUGCGCAUGGAGAAGGCAGUGAACCAGGCGGACGCGAUCCUUCUCCGCAUGAGCAAGGACAAGAACGUGAGGCGACCGUCGUGGGACGAAGGGUGGCUCCUUGACUACGCGAGCCCGGCCGCAGCGGCGCAGGCCGAUGGGGAUGAUGGCCCAGAUGAGAGCUUCUCCAUCGCGCGCAAGAUGCUCCGCGAAACGCUGACGAGGUUUCUGACUACCAGGAACAACAACAUCCUCAAGACCUUCUGCAAGUGGUGCGACCAGCAGAAGCGGGCGGAGCCUCGCCUAGCGUUCAAGGACGCGUGCCUGAAGAUCGAGCCUGGCAAGGCAGCUGAAAAGAUGGACAAGAGCCCCGAGGUCACUUGCUACGCGCACAUGGGCUUAUCCAUCAAGUUCAAGCCUCCUGCGGCUGACGUGGAAAGGUACGACCUGACGAUGGCCACCCUCUACGGCGAUGGCGCGGAGUCCAAGGAAAUCGAGGGCGUCGGCGAGGCGUUG
Prorocentrum cordatum is the source of this 818-nucleotide messenger RNA. NCBI's taxonomy places the organism in Eukaryota, Dinophyceae, Prorocentrales, Prorocentraceae. The record is from the annotation of a GenBank genome assembly.